AUGCCCAACCUUCCACUACCCUCCAGAUCACCCUUACUAGGGCCACGCAAAGCAUUGCGCGAAACCAGCCCUUCCCCACCCACACGCACAAGUUCAGCAACCUCACUCCCGCCAGCAGCUGUCGCAGGACCAAGCAACCUCGCUUGCUCACCGCCAAAGCCCAUCGCAUCCGGCAAGGAGCUCUCAGAACAGUAUGAGCUGCUCGAAAAAAUUGGCGCUGGCUCCUUCGGUACUGUCUACAAGGCCAUGCACAAGCAGUCCCGCCAGAUCGUAGCCAUCAAGCAAGUCGACCUCGAAGACUCGGACGAUGACAUCAGCGAGAUUCAACAGGAGAUUGCUCACUUGGCGCAAUGUGAUAGCGAGUGGGUGACACGCUACUACGGCAGCUUCGUCAAGGGGUACAAGCUCUGGAUCAUUAUGGAGUACCUCGCAGGUGGAUCCUGUCUUGACUUGCUCAAAGCGGGCGCCUUCACUGAAGCACACAUUGCCAUCAUCUGUCGCGAGCUCCUUCUUGGUCUUGAGUACUUGCACAACGAGGGCAAGAUCCAUCGCGACAUCAAGGCUGCCAACGUGCUUCUUUCAGCAAGUGGCAAGGUCAAGCUCGCCGACUUUGGUGUUGCUGCACAGCUGUCCAAUAACAAGUCGAGGAGGAACACUUUCGUCGGCACACCCUUCUGGAUGGCACCAGAGGUGAUCAGGCAAGCAGGCUACGACCACAAGGCCGAUAUCUGGUCACUAGGUAUCACUGCCAUCGAAAUGGCCAAAGGUGAACCACCACUAGCCGAGUAUCAUCCCAUGCGAGUUCUCUUCCUCAUUCCCAAGGCUAAGAGUCCCACCCUGGAAGGCAACUUCUCCUCUGCAUUCAAGGACUUUGUCGACCUCUGUCUCAUCAAGGAUCCAAAGCACCGCCCCUCGACCAAGGAGCUCCUCUCGCAUCGCUUCAUCAAGUACGCCAAGAAGACCGUCUUGCUCACCGAGCUCAUCGAGAAGCAUCAGGAGUACAAAGCACGCGGCGCCACUCGAGGCGGCGCCAUUGUUCGUGACCAUCUUCGUGGCGUGGAUGCCUCCGACUCGACGAUCGGUGGCGGCAGUAUCAUGAGCGAAUGGCAGUUCGACACGAUGCGUUCGCGCAUGUCCAUCUACGAUGACCCUGAAGAUGAUCAUGGCCAACUUAACCUCUGCGCUAGGCCAGGUCGUGGUCCACCCGCCACCGGCCAAGAAAGAGCAGGCUACGAUACAGUGCGUGGCACUCGCCCCGCUGGUCACUUGAUGGGUGCCGUCGACAGUGCUAUGCACACGCCACGACGCAAUGGCACCAUCCGUGCCAACCAUGCUGUCAGAGGUGGUAAUCAGGACGACAUCUCGGACCUCUCGCCUGAGGCGUACACUAGCAGCGAUGCUCUCAGUCGAUCUUCCAGCACACCUGCCACUUCGACCGCUUCGGGUCCUACAACACCUGCAGAAAAGGGUCGCGAGUCGAUCCACGUCGAUGCUCUUGUUGCUUCAUUCCGAGGCAUGCAGCCUUCGGACGCUCCCAACGGCUAUCUUGCUGGCGGCAUUGGACGCAACGCAGCGGCUGCGUCAUCCACAUCGCACCUUGCGCCCCCUUCUGCGAGUGGCCUUGCUGAGAGCAGUCUUGACAUUGCUACUGCAGCGGCCACCAUGGCUUCAUCUCAUGCCGGUUCCACGGCCACUCAGCACAUCCGCUGCGCCCGCGACGGCAAAGCUUCGCCAAGCCACAGCAGGAAUGGCUCCGUGGCAUCAUCAUCGCGCUCCACAGAGACUCGCACACGUCGAAGCAGCUGGAACGAACGCAACAACAUCAACGGCACCGUGCUCAAGGAAGGCGAUGUUGCCAACGGUCUCGAGACACUGCGACCUGUCCGUCGACUUGACGCAGGUGGAUCGGCUAAGAUCAGCCAGCAGUACAUUGGCAGCUUGCGCAGUGACUCAGCCCUGUCAGGCCUAGACAAGACAGCCGAUGGCUCUCCGCAGCGUCAGCUGCGCCACUCUCGCUCUGCACUUACCAGCUCGAGCAGUACGGCCAAAGCACACGCCACUGCUGGCGAAAACCUGGUGCGCGAUGUCAUCUUGCCCGUCAUGGACCGUGCUAAAGAGAAAGAUCUUGACGCAGCAGAAGUAGAAGCGCUCGACAUGAUCUCUAGAGGCUUCGAGGAUCUAGCUUUGCUCAACUCGCCUCUGGCCUACUCAACCAUCGUUGACCUGUUGCUGAGCAUGAACGACAACGAACAGGCACGCGACAAUCUUUCCACCACUUUCAGACAGAGGUUGAUAGGACCUCAGAUUGCCAAGUUGCAACAACCUUCUGCGGAUGAAGCGCCAAGGUCGCCCAUUGCUGAUCUGCUGUACGGUCGGUGGUUGGAGGGCUUGCGCACGAGGUGGAUGGGUUACUAG
This is a messenger RNA of Ustilago hordei, 2415 nucleotides long. Its product is annotated as putative Ste20-like kinase Don3. The transcript has a single exon. Bases 1 to 2415 code for a protein of 804 amino acids. Gene Ontology annotation, molecular function: protein kinase activity; ATP binding. NCBI's taxonomy places the organism in Eukaryota, Fungi, Basidiomycota, Ustilaginomycetes, Ustilaginales, Ustilaginaceae. Gene Ontology annotation, biological process: protein phosphorylation. The record is from RefSeq and is a predicted model, not a curated record.